GAUUGGCAUUGUGAGCUUCGGCAGGGGGUGUGCCUUGAAAGGUUUCCCAGGCGUCUACACCCGCGUUUCUUCCUACGAUACUUGGCUCCUUAACAGUAUAGCUUCUGGAGCAUGCUGACCAUCCCUAAUAUCAGGACUCUUGGUCCAGUAUAUGAAAUUAAAAUGGCAAAAACGCUGUCAUUGUGUGUGUGUGUUUUUUUUUUGAAGCGUUGAAAACGUGACGUAAACCAACCAAUUAAGUUCCUUAUAACAUUCUAACUAUUCAUACUUUAAAUGAAAGGAAAUAACAAAAAGUAUGUAUAUCUCUACAUAUAACGUCGUUUUUGUAAUUAAUGACGCAAUUGGUAAUUGUGAUUUCAUAGUUUUGUUUUGAUUAGCAGAGGUCAACGACUAUGGAGCGGCGAAGAGCGAGAAGGCCGCCCUUUCCCCGCCCUUAGUUGUGGAGGAUCAGCCGCGCCGCACCUCGCCUUAUACCACGGGGUCGUGUGGAUUUACAGCCCACGUGCAACCCUUGCGAUUAGCAAAGAACUGGAGACACUGACUUUUAAGCAAUUAAUCAAUAAUCACAUGAACCAUGAUGAAGAAAGGAAAAGAAAAAUCCUAGAAAAAUGACUUUCACAUCGAAAGAAUAUGUAGCCAAUUAAUGUGGACACCCUUAUUUCAUACUUUGUUUUUUAGCUCAAGUACAUAGACUUGUCUGCUAUUAUUUGUUAUUAUCACGCUGAUAGAAAAUUUAUGGUUUUACAUCAUCCGGGGAAAUAGGAAAGAAAUGGCAGACACCACACGAGUUAUGGCCAACAGAUGUCUGCGGUUCCAUUGUGUGGCUCGACCAAUCAGCUUUUAGUUGGAAGAGAAAGGAACUAAGAUAACGAAUUCGUUAUAUAAGCCAAUGUAAAACUAAUGCAUGAAGGAGUUUUUACAUACACUGAUUGCUACUUGCUACCACCGCACCCUGCUUUAAAAAAAGAUGAAAGAUUGAAGCGAAAACAGAAAUAGUCAUAUGCAAAUAAGAUCCACCCGGAAACAGCAUUCAAGUAGGCUAGUUGGGUGAGAACCCAGAAGCAAAGAGAACGAGGAAGAUUUAUUAUUGAAACACACAUCAGCCUUUAGAAAUGGCAUUUCUGUUUUCCAUUAAUAUUUAAUAGCUUAUUUAAAUCGUCAGUAAUUAUUUAAACAAUAAUUGUUAAAGGAUUUCGUGAUCCCUCUGUGCAAUAUAACAAAAAUAUCAUUUUGAGCAGUUCGAGAAAGAUCAGAGCAGUUUUAUUGCGGUUAUGUAUUUUCAUUGACAAUAUCUCUAAAGUACAACUAUGCAUGUCUGAGAUUUCUUAAUGUUUUAUCAUUCAUUGUAACUGCCUUAGAACAUGCUUAUUCUACAAGAAAUGUAAAGAGAGAUUUUUAAAUUAAAACAUUUCAUUUUAA
Molecule: messenger RNA, 1419 nt
Organism: Penaeus vannamei (Pacific white shrimp)
Lineage: Eukaryota; Metazoa; Arthropoda; Malacostraca; Decapoda; Penaeidae
Source: RefSeq, a predicted model, not a curated record